Mya arenaria is the source of this 2170-nucleotide messenger RNA. RefSeq lists its product as uncharacterized. The record is from RefSeq and is a predicted model, not a curated record. The transcript is spliced from 6 exons. The coding region runs from base 423 to 1589 and encodes 388 amino acids. Gene Ontology annotation, cellular component: amphisome; aggresome. Gene Ontology annotation, molecular function: protein kinase C binding; K63-linked polyubiquitin modification-dependent protein binding. NCBI's taxonomy places the organism in Eukaryota, Metazoa, Mollusca, Bivalvia, Myida, Myidae. Gene Ontology annotation, biological process: mitophagy; aggrephagy; endosome organization.
CUAUUUUCAGUACUUAACAAUUGAAUCUCCUUACUGUGUGGAGCAAAAAAAUCUGAUAACACAACCAGAGCUGUCAGCCUUGACAUGUGCUCAGCUGAUAUAGUCGGCAGCCAGGCUGACAGCUAGACAUUCUGACAUACAGCUAGCUGGUAGAAUGGAGGUUUAAACUGACAGGUGCAGAGGAUAUCUGUGUACAUGUUUGCCUAGUGUCGGUGGUUUUAUAGGAUUUUAAGGGAAUACGGAUUUCCCUUUGUGAAUGUUAAGGGUGACUGUUGGGAUUUAUCAAUUACGGAGAAUUCACAACAAAACACUGAUAAGACACCAAGACUGUGAUGGACAUUUACUGUACUGUGUAUGACUGUGAUCAAAAGAAUGCAAGUUAAGUCAACUUAUCUGUGACAAGCAGUGGAAAUUACAACAAAAUGAGUGAAAUAGUUCAAAGCCAGAAAAAAAUGUCGAUGACCGUCAAAGCAUUCCUGGAACUUUGUGGUACAGGGGAGGGGGAAAUUAGACGAUUCCCGAUUCCCCAAGGGGAGGCGACUAGCUUCCGGUACCUGGCAGACAAGAUUGCCACAUUAUUUGAAGGAUUACAGGGUGCCAGAUUCUCACUUUACUGGAAAGAUUCUGAGGGAGACAUGGUGCUGUUUUCCACAGACGAGGAGCUGACAGUGGCUGUGUUAUGUCUCACUGAUUUACUGUUCAAAGUCUACGUUAGACCUACAGCAGGUACCAACAAAGAAGACAUGGAGACCCAGACAGAGGCCAAUGGUCCGCCUCCCUGCCAGACCUGCAACACCCCCCUUGUCUGCCAGAACUGCCACCCCACCCCACCUUCACCUGCCUGCCCGCCAUACAUGACCAUGAGCCCUGCUGGGUUGGCGCCCUACUCCCGUCAUGAACAUCCUGCCCCGGAGAGGAGCAAGACUCAUGGGGCCCUGAAGUCAUUACCCACACCUGCAACACUGCAAUCCGCUUAUUUGGCAUCAAGAGAGUCCCCAAGUUCCACAAGCACCUACAGUUGGGUAUCGGGUGUGAGAAAACAGAUGACACUUCAACAGAAGAUUGUCCGAGGCCUCUGUAAGCUGCCUGGGCCUCUCGUUGCAAUGAGAAACCUACAGAGACACGUUUGCAAGUCUACUGCAGAGAUUGUUAGAGGCGAAAUGGAGCGACUCCAUCAGAUGGGGUUUGGCAAGUUGAUUAUAUCCACGGCAGGGAAGGGAAAGAGGGAGUUCAUGUGUAAGCCCGCCCCUAGUACACUCACUGUCGACAAUCCUAUACUCGCUGAGGCUAAUUUCACACUGGAGGACUAUACCAAGAGAUUUGCACAGCCAAACGAGGAUCACGCAUUUGCUUACUUACAUUACCAGUAUGAACUCAUAGCGGACUUGUUUGUGGACAAGUCUGAUGAGCAUGAUGACUCUACAAAUGAGAGUCGGCAGGAAUAUGGUGCUGGUGUGGGUACGAUGGAAAUAAAGCAAGAAGUUGCUGAUGAUGUUUAUAGAAGUAUGUUCAUGAAACAAGCUGAGGAAGAAGACAAGAAUCUAUUCUAUGACAUGAUGUUAAGUAACAAGCAAAAAGGCAACUCAUGAUAAAGAAUGUUGUCUGAAUGUUUUUUAAGGAUGACAGUGUAUUCUGCAGUGGUCGAAAUUAGCACAAGUCCGCAAGCCCUGCACUGGUUAAACGCUUUCCGGGCUUUCUCAAAUUCUGGGUUUUAUACAGCAGGGCUUGUUCAAAAAUGUAAUGCCAAGCAGUAGUAUUUGAAAUCGGUCUUUUUCAUCCAAAAGACUAAAUUUGAUGACUGAUUCUGGUGUAAACUCAGACAAAAUUGUCCUGGUUAUCAACAUACCAAUGUUUUGCCACUACAAGAAAUACACAGAAUAGCAUUUCAAGCAAUAUGCUCUGCUUUUUUCAUGCACAUUUCAAGACUUAAUGACUGAAGGUCAAGAAUAUAAUUUUUUGAAUAUAACAAUAUGUUGUCCACUGUGGCAUUAAAAUGUCUUGUGUAAGCCACAAAGGCAAAUGUCCAUUAUGCAAAAAGUUUAAGGGUACACUUGGAUUAUGCUUUUUAAAGUGUUACUUUGUAAAUAUGUUUUUUGUACAUGUAUGCAAAUUUGGUGCCAUGUUUUGUAAACAAUGACCAUUUCAAAAAUAAACACAAAAUUGAUAUGUA